AUGCCGUCCAUCCUCUCCGAAGCGGAUAAAGAGACUGUGAAGCGUACAGUGCCAAAGGCCGCCAACAAGAUCCAGGCUGUCGCCGUCGCUCGACUAUACGUUGCCCAUCCCAACCGAAACCGAUGGACGAAUACAGGCCUGCAGGGGGCUGCUGUCCUCUGCAAUGACUUGGUAGGAAAUACCUUCUGGAUCAAACUGGUCGACGUCUCUCCCGCCAACCGAGGCGUCAUUUGGGAUCAGGAAAUCUACGACACGUUUCAAUAUAACCAGGAUCGCACCUUUUUUCACUCGUUCGAGCUGGAACAUUGUAUGGCUGGCUUGUCGUUCGUCGACGAGAAAGAGGCGCGGACCUUCAAGAAGAAAAUGGAUGAGCGGGAAAAGAAUGCCAGCAAGCAGACAAAAGCGCAACCUUUUGCCUCAGGUGCCGGUGGAGGUCAGGUCUAUGUACCAGGGGGUUCUCAUAAACACCACAGUCGAGUGGGCAAUUUCCUUCGUCUUGGUGGUCACAGGCACAGUUCCAACAACGCUAUCCCGCAAGCGCAACCGCAGUCUAUCAUCCCUCAGCCCGUCUACAGCUCAACACCUUCGGGUCGUCCACAGAGUAGUGGAGAUAUCGACCUGGCAGAUCCUACUUGGAGACCUAUUCUCAAUGAGUUGGUGGAGAUGGGCAUCACCGAGGACCAAAUCGCCACGAAUGCGGCCUUCAUCAAGAACUACAUCAUGCAGAAACAGGCCGAAGAGAUGGCAAAUGGCAUUGCUCAGGCCCUGCCCCUUGCGGGCGAGACACGAUCAAGAGGGCCUCCACCACCGCCACCGGCCGCACCGCCCUCGCGAUUGAGCCCAGAUAACACGGGCAAUACAACUUCAUCGAGCCGGCGUGGCCCUCCGCCUGCACCACCGCCAUCAAGAAGGCCUGUGGGAGGCAGAGCGUCGUCACCUCCGCGGUCACCCUCACCACCCCCUCGCACGCCAUCUCCUCCGUCCACUCCGCAACCGAGAUUCCGUGCACCUCCUCCCCUUGCGGAUGCGGGCAAGUUCGCCGUCAAAGAAGGGCCAGCCAUGCAUCCUUCUGGGCGAACCCGAGCCUCGUCAGGGUCGCUUGCAAACCCUGGUCCUCCACCACCACCUCGUCCACCCAAGACGCCCAUCGAGGAAGAGCCGCAAGGCGUAUUCAGGGUGCCGCCUCCUUUUACAGGGGAGCGCAAGUCUUCAGCUCCUCCACCACCUCCCAGUCGUGGGCCUGUCCCUCCGCCGCCGCCAAGCCGAGAUCCAUCUACGGCUCAUGUCAUACCGCCUCCUUUACCACCAAAAGCAUCAACGCCAACCGCGCCAGCUUUCAUCCCUCUUCCCCCGCCGCCUCCCCCAGCUCGCAACAGUGCUCCUCCUCUACCGCCUCCCAAUACAAGGGUGGUUCCUGCUCCGCCAACAGGGACUGGACCACCUCCACCGCCGCCGCCUCCAAUGCCGUCCUUAUCUGGUCCUCCACCACCGCCGCCUCUCCCAUCGUCCUCGGGGCCACCACCUCCGCCUCCCAUGCCUGGUGCCAGUGGCCCAGCACCACCUUUACCCCCUGUAGGCGGCGAUGACCGUGACUCACUACUUGCCGCUAUUCGCGGCACAGGAGGGGGCGGCCUGCGCAAGGUUAGGGACACUGAGAAACGAGACCGGUCAUCAGCCAUGGUGCCGGGUACGGAAUCGAGUGCGCCUCCGCCACCAUCUGGUGCGCCGGGAAGUUCUGGUGCUGCUCCGGAUCAAGGCGGAUUGGCGGGUGCGUUGGCUGCUGCCCUCAGUCAGAGGAAGAAGAAAGUCAGCGGGAGUGAUGACGAAAAGGAGGACGAUGAUGACUGGUGA
Messenger RNA from Exophiala viscosa, 1851 nucleotides. RefSeq lists its product as uncharacterized. NCBI's taxonomy places the organism in Eukaryota, Fungi, Ascomycota, Eurotiomycetes, Chaetothyriales, Herpotrichiellaceae. Gene Ontology annotation, molecular function: actin binding. The transcript has 2 exons. The record is from RefSeq and is a predicted model, not a curated record. The coding region runs from base 1 to 1851 and encodes 616 amino acids.